This is a messenger RNA of Diospyros lotus (date-plum), 765 nucleotides long. RefSeq lists its product as uncharacterized. The record is from RefSeq and is a predicted model, not a curated record. The coding region runs from base 1 to 516 and encodes 171 amino acids. The transcript is spliced from 3 exons. NCBI's taxonomy places the organism in Eukaryota, Viridiplantae, Streptophyta, Magnoliopsida, Ericales, Ebenaceae.
AUGGGAAAUUGCCAAGCAGUUGACGCCGCAGCACUGGUGAUACAACAUCCAGACGGCCGGAUAGAGAGGAUGUACUGGUCGGUGAGCGCCAGCGAGGUCAUGAAGACCAAUCCUGGCCACUACGUUUCUCUCAUAAUUCCCUUGCCAAUCUCCCCCGAGGAAGACAACGCUGCCGACCACAAGACCGUCCGAUUCACCCGCGUCAAGCUUCUCCGCCCCACCGACACUCUCGUUCUCGGCCGCGCUUACAGACUUGUCACCGCCCAAGAUGUUAUGAAGGUUUUGCGAGCCAAGAAGCACGCGAAGAUGAAAAAGAACCAGGCAGAAUCGGCUCAAACGCAGAGUUCCACUUGCGAGGCGGCGGCUGCAGCAGCACAGAAGUCCGAAUCGGAGAAAACUAGUCAGGCAACGAGGCAGGAGAGACAUCGGCAGAGGCCGGGAUCGACAAAUACGGCCGGAGCAAGGCCAAAGACAUGGCGCCCUUCCUUGCAAAGUAUCUCCGAGGGUGUAAGUUAAUGGUAGUUCUGUUGUAACCUCCAGCCAUGGUAUGAGAAGUUGAGUCAACUACAUCUUCCAUUUUGUAGAUGCUUCUCAUAAAUGAAAGCCUUUUAACCUGGAAAAUUUCCAUGGAAAUUGCUAUGGACAUAUCAACACCAUUGUCAGCCACAGUUCUAUCUUUUUCAAGUAAUAAUCCCUCUGUAUAGCAAAACAAAAAAGAAACAGCAAUGAAGUUUUUGACUCUUUUUGCCCAUGGCCAAGACAGAA